AUGCAGCUCUCCUCCAUCACAGCAGCCCUCAGCCUCUUCUCUCUGGCUCUGGCGCAGGGCCGGACUUACCACCUCACUCUUGACAUCGACACCAGCGCUCAAGAGCUUGAUGUAGAAGCACACAGAUGUACAAACCUGGAUGACCCAAUCUUCGCUCGCAAUGCCCGGAUUGAACCUUCAACCCCGCAAAUCUACUUCUUCUUCUAUGAGCCGCAUUGCGAAGGUGGUCUUUCAAAUGUUGCUCCGAGACCGGAAUGGAACGUUGGGGUUUCUGAUUUCGAGGUUGGGAGUGUUUUGUGUAGGGGGUGA
Aspergillus glaucus CBS 516.65 is the source of this 309-nucleotide messenger RNA. RefSeq lists its product as uncharacterized. NCBI's taxonomy places the organism in Eukaryota, Fungi, Ascomycota, Eurotiomycetes, Eurotiales, Aspergillaceae. The transcript is spliced from 4 exons. The record is from RefSeq and is a predicted model, not a curated record. The coding region runs from base 1 to 309 and encodes 102 amino acids.